CUAGUUUACUUUAUUUUACAUAGCAAACAUGAAAAUGUUAUAGCACAUAUUGCGGGAAGGAAUCAAAGCCCAAAACCGACCCUAUAAAUUAAAUAAACCAAAAUUCCUUCCUCACUCUUUAGUUUCUGAAUCAAAAAAGAAAGGAAUUUUUUGUUUUAUUUUAAAUAAUUUGGGCAAAAAUGGGAAAGAGAAAGAAAUCUAGGGCUUCACGCGAUGAAGAUGAGGAGGAUGAAGUAGUUCAAGAAGAAGAGGGCAAUCAUUCUUCUUCAAACGAAAAGAGCUUAUAUGAGAUUCUUGGAGUCGAAAAAGCAGCAUCUCAGCAAGAGAUUAAGAAAGCAUAUUAUAAGUUGGCACUGAGACUUCAUCCUGAUAAGAACCCUGGUGAUGAGGAAGCCAAAGAGAAAUUUCAGCAGUUGCAAAAGGUCAUAUCGAUUCUCGGUGACGAAGAGAAACGGGCUGUCUAUGACCAAACAGGUUGCGUUGAUGACACUGAUCUUGCUGGGGAUGUUGUUGAGAAUUUGAAAAGCUUUUUCAGGACUAUGUACAAAAAGGUCACCGAUGCUGAUAUUGAAGAGUUUGAAGCAAAUUAUAGGGGGUCUGAUUCAGAGAAGAAAGAUUUGAUUGAUCUUUACAGGAAGUUCAAGGGCAAUAUGAAUAAGCUCUUCUGUUCUAUGCUUUGUUCAGAUCCCAAGCUUGAUUCACACCGUUUCAAGGACAUGCUUGAUGAGGCAAUAGCAGCCAGAGAACUUAAAGAAUCCAAAGCCUAUAAGAAAUGGGCAAAGAAAGUAUCUGAAAUGAAACCACCCACGAGUCCGUUGAGGAGGAAGGGGAAAUCAAAUAAACAGCCAGAAUCAGAUCUAUUUGCAAUUAUAUCUCAGCGUCGAAAUGAGAGGAAAGACCGAUUUGAUUCCAUGUUUUCAUCACUGGUAUCCAAAUAUGGGAGUAACGCAGAGUCUGAACCCACUGAAGAAGAAUUUGAAGCUGCGAAGAGGAAAGUUGAAAGCAAAGAGACCUCCAACAAAUCAAAACGGAAGCGGCAGUAGGUCUCACCUGGAUUUUAUUGAAGUUGGAUGUGGGGUAAGAGAUGAUGGCGCGUCAAAUGGGUAAGAUAUUUGAUUAUGUAUUUUAGGAAGUUGGAGCAAUGGAGGACGCCAAGAAGAAGAUGCUCUGGGCUACUAUGAAGGCGGCGGCUGUUGCCAACAUCUGAAAAAAAAAAAUUGUUUUCAUAAGUUAUUAAGUUGAAGAUUAAGUCCUUUUCUCUGGUCUCUGUUUGGUUACUUGGGUUUAAGGACUACGAAAGUCCAAAACUCUCGAUUUCAUCGACCAUGAUCAUUUUUGUUUUCUAAAUUAAAAUGAUCAGACUCAUUAGUAGUAGAAGGAUGACAUGUCUUUUACUCGAUUGUUAAUUUCCUUUUCUUUUCUUUUUAAAAAUUAAAUUAUGUUUCUUUUAUAUUAA
Gossypium arboreum is the source of this 1456-nucleotide messenger RNA. Its product is annotated as chaperone protein dnaJ 6-like. The transcript is spliced from 9 exons. Lineage: Eukaryota; Viridiplantae; Streptophyta; Magnoliopsida; Malvales; Malvaceae. Bases 180 to 1043 code for a protein of 287 amino acids. The record is from RefSeq and is a predicted model, not a curated record.